CUAAACUCGAUGUUCCAAACUUUUGGGAAGACGACGAGGCGUUACCGGGGGUGCGCGUUCCGCGCGAGGCAACCGCGGGUGCUGGUGCGUGCAUUGGCCCUCGCGUGCCAGUCGCCUCGGUGAAUUCGAAUCGGCUGGAGGCCUCGAAGGACAUCGGUAGCCCUUUUUGCAAGAGGAUGAGUUACCCGACGGCCCCAGGCUACCAGGCGUACGCCGCUGCCGUAGGGCAGAGCUAUCCCUUUGUCAAUCAGGGCUACCAAGCCUCGGGCAUGCAGCGGCAGAUACCGCAGCAGGGCUACGCGGCCAUCCAGAAUGCCCUGCAGGCGGCUGCCCUUCAACAACAGCAGCAGCAGCAGCAGCAGCAACAGCGGUACGCAAUGGGAAAUCAGGGAUACUCCCCGAAUACGACGGCUGCUGCCUACCAGACGGCCUUGGCGCUUCAGCAGCAGCAACAGCAGCAGCAGCAGGAACAACAGCAGCAGCAACAGAAGCAGCUUCAGCAGCAGCUGCAGCAACAGCUUCAACAACAAAUUCAGCAACAGCUGCAGCAACAACUGCAGCAACAGCUGCAGCAACAGCUGCAGCAACAGCAACUGCAGCAGCAGUAUGCUCGCCAGGCCCAGGCCUACCAGAACUACCCGGCGCAGGCCUACGCCGUGCCGCAGUCCACCCAGACGGCCUACCAGCAGUCGCCUGGCUACCCGGGUUCCAGAAGCUACACAGGUGGACAGAUUGGGGCUUCGGGGUACCCGCUGAAUGGAGCAACGAACUACUCGGCUGGCUGGACCAGCGCGGCUGCUACUGCUGACAAGCAGUCGAAAAGUCCAUGGGCCGCUUACCAGCAGACGACGGGGGCGUGGCCAUCUCGGUGUCCCUCACCGCAGAACGCCGAACCCGGUCGUCAAAAUUACUACUACAGCUACCCAAGCGGAAGCGGAUACCCGUCAGGCUACGGCAUUUCCAGCGUCUCCACUCCGGGCGGCUACCAGGUGCAGAGCUACGGGCACCAACAACCAGGCGUCUACCAAAUGCAGUCCCGCUAUCCACAAGGUCGCUAGCCGGCGGGGCCACCGGCCGCACGGACCCAAACCGCCGCAGGCGCCUGGACCGACGGAAAUGACAUGAGCUUGAAGGGUCGCCAAACGAAAUUAUUAAAGUAGUAUUUCCGAGGCA
Dermacentor andersoni is the source of this 1173-nucleotide messenger RNA. RefSeq lists its product as uncharacterized. The record is from RefSeq and is a predicted model, not a curated record. NCBI's taxonomy places the organism in Eukaryota, Metazoa, Arthropoda, Arachnida, Ixodida, Ixodidae.